AAACAUGCCUUGUGCUUUACAAAGUUAAAAAUAAACAAUUAUUGUUUAUAGUGUAAAUAUAAUAUGAGAGAGAGUUAAGUAGUGUACAUAAAAGUGGAAUUAUGAUUAUAGUGUAUAUUGACAUUAUUCUUUUAGUAAUUUUGCUGGUGCUGUCGCUGUCGACGUGCGCGUACUGCUGCCUGCGCGUGCACCGCCUGCGCCAGUCGGGGCAGCUGACAAUACUGCUUAGACCUACCAAAGUAAUAUUUUCAAACAAGAAAGAAAAUGACGGGAAUGACGAACUAAGGACGGUAGUGGCGUACCGCAACCCGUUCACGGGCGACUACUGCGUGCACAAGCACCGCGAGCCGCGCGGCUACGAGAACGAGAUGGCGCGAUGCGGGCCACGCGGCGAGAGCGAGACAGCACGAUGCGACACAGAGUCGGCCGACAGUGGGCUCUCCGACGAGUACGAGCCGCUCAACGUCGUCCCGCAGAAGGUGAGAGAAUGA
This is a messenger RNA of Plutella xylostella (diamondback moth), 491 nucleotides long. The record is from RefSeq and is a predicted model, not a curated record. NCBI's taxonomy places the organism in Eukaryota, Metazoa, Arthropoda, Insecta, Lepidoptera, Plutellidae.